AUGCAUCGCUUUUUUGUAGAGCUGGAACCAUCUCUAUCCGUCACUGAGCAAAACCUGGCAGACCGAGUUCGGUACAUCCUGCGCUCCAACAUAUUUGGUGACGCCGAACUCGAACGACUACGACGUGAGGCUGUUCCCUCAUCGGAUGGAAAUGCUACGGCUGGGAAUGCGGCGCCACUAAUUGCGCAGCAAACUGCAAAUGUGGACGCUGCCGUCAAUAUUCCAUUUGUGGUUGAUUCAGACGAUGAUGGAAUAGUCCCCCACGAACUAGAGAAAAUGAGGAGCAUAUUGGAAGAGUCGAUGCUGGAAACGCGCAGCAUGCCUCUCGAAAAUCGACCGCGACUUCCCCGCAUACCCCUUAGCAAGCGAAAUCGGGCUGUCGUGCGGGCUCUUAACCCAAUGCUGGUGACCUACUUGGAAGCCAGCCGGGACCUUUGCGAGACGGACUCAAUUCUCUUUGGCGCUGCACUGGCAGUAUGUAUUAUUGGCGUCAAACUUCCCAUGGCUGGACGUCCUACUCAACAAGGUAGUGCCAUCCCAGCCUGGAGAAAAAGAAUCGAGGACUGUAUCGCAAAGGCAAGGGCCAUUAUCGGCAGACUGACAAGCUUCAGGUCGGGUAAUAAUAGACCGAGAGUUGUGCGCACCGUUAGAAUGGCGUUUGCUGGGACAAAUAUUAGUUUGUCCCAGCCUGAUAUCACGCAGAAACUCACGGAGCGCAUAGAUGACCUGAAGCAAUAA
This is a messenger RNA of Parnassius apollo (apollo), 738 nucleotides long. The record is from the annotation of a GenBank genome assembly. NCBI's taxonomy places the organism in Eukaryota, Metazoa, Arthropoda, Insecta, Lepidoptera, Papilionidae.